AUGAAUCGCACAGAUUGUCUGUGCUUGAUAGAAUCUUCUGCCACUUUCGCUGCCGCUCAAAAUGCCCACACACGCGCCGCGCAAACAAUCCGCCACGACGACGUUUACGCCCACAACAAGCUCAUCCAGAUGUACGGACGGUGUGGGAGCGUACGGGACGCGCUCGCCGUGUUCCACGCGAUGCCCCGUAUCGACAUUUACUCGUGGGUUUUGCUCCUCAAUACAUAUGCCCACAACGGGCAUCUUGGAGCUGCGAAGUUGGUGUUUGAUUCUAUGCAAUACCAAAACCUUGUGUCAUUCAAUGCUAUACUGGCAGCGUAUUCCCAGAUUGGUCUAACCUCACAGGUGCAAGCUUUCUAUGAUCAAAUGCCAGAAAGGAAUCUGGUCUCUUGGAACACUAUGCUUGCAGCAUAUGCCCAAAGCGGGCAUCUUGUUUUGGCGACUGAUUUGUUUCUCGCGAUGGAGGAGAGGAACAUUGUUUCGUGGACGGCGCUUCUUUCGGCGUACGUGCAGUGCAAGGAUCUUAUUCAGGCCGCCCAUGUGUACCAUUCCAUGCCCGAGUGGAACCUUGUGUCGUGGAACACGAUGCUUGCCGGGCAUUGCCAGCUCGGGGAUCUCGGCUGCGCGAAAGGGUUGUUUGAUUCCAUGCCGGAACGAGAUUCCGUGUCGUGCACGACCAUUCUGGCGGCGUACUCGCUGGUGGGAGCUUUCGGUGGCGCCAGGGAGGUGUUUGAGUCGAUGCCGGUGGGCAUGAGGGACCUCGUCGCGCACAAUGCGAUGCUGGAUGCCUACGCCAGGAGCGGGGAUUUGUGCCGUGCGGAGGCUUUUUUUGAUCAGAUGAAGGACGUGAGCUCUGUUUCAUGCACGAUCAUGCUCUGCGCGUAUGCCCAGAACGGUCAUUACAAACUCGCGAAGGAGGUGUUCGAAAGCCUCCGAGAAAAGGAUCUCUUCUCAAACACAGCAAUGAUCUUUGCUCUUGCUGAAAAUUCCAACCUUGAAGAGGCAAAGUUUUUGUUUGACACAAUGCCUGAGCACGACGAGAUCUCGUGGAUGACGCUCCUUGCAGCAUAUGCCCAAAACGGGCACACCGCAUUUGCAACAAAUCUCCUUAAAGCUCAUCAACUUUCUAGCCCAGGCUGCUGGAAUGCAGUCUUAUCCGGGCAUGCAAGUUACGGCCAUACGUCGGAAGCAAAGCCAUUCUUCGAUAACUUCCCGCAAAAAGACCUUGUCUCGUGGAACUCUAUCGUUUGUGCAUAUGCCUUCUCUGGACAUGUUGCAAAGGCCUUGAAACUCUUUCAAGAGAUGCCCGAGCAGGACUUGGUGUCCUGGAACUUGAUCCUUGCAGCUUACGCACACAACGGAAAGCCACUCCAAGCAACGAAGGCUUUCCACCAGAUGGAGCUCCUGUACACUCCAGACGAGGUGUCCCUGACAAGCAUCCUCCGAGCGAGCAGCCACGCGGGCGAUGUCCGAAAGGGGCGACGAGUGUUCUUGUCCCUGACCACGGAUUUCGGGCUGGGGAAUCUCACCAAGCAGCACUACUGCUGCAUGAUCGAGCUCCUGGGACGCGCAGGAUACGUGAGAGAUGCGUGGGAUCUCAUCUCGGCAAUGCCUUACGAGCCGGAUGCUUUCGACUGGGUGUGCCUGCUUGCCGCUUGUCGUGGUCACCGAGAUGUUGGACGCGGAGUGCGGGUGGCUGCGCGCCUCUUCGAGCUGGAUCGUAGGAAUUCGAGGGUUUAUGUCAUGCUAGCCAAUUUGUACAGUGUCUUCUAUCUAAAAUAA
This is a messenger RNA of Selaginella moellendorffii, 1782 nucleotides long. RefSeq names its product pentatricopeptide repeat-containing protein At4g02750-like. The record is from RefSeq and is a predicted model, not a curated record. Lineage: Eukaryota; Viridiplantae; Streptophyta; Lycopodiopsida; Selaginellales; Selaginellaceae. Bases 1 to 1782 code for a protein of 593 amino acids. Gene Ontology annotation, biological process: RNA modification. The transcript has a single exon. Gene Ontology annotation, molecular function: protein binding; RNA binding.